GGCGCACACACCACGCAUUCUGACCUGGUAAGCAGCCAGUGUCGGAUCGACAGAAGCACUAUCAGAUCAUCACGUGAGAGGAAGGAAUUUCGGACGGGUCCGAUUUUCUAUCGUCGAUCCACCCACCCCCUAUUUAUUACUCUCCCCGUAUUUAUUAUCAUUAUUAUUAUUAUUACUAUUGGAAAGUGUUGAUUUUUCUUUAAAUGUGAAGUGUGUCCAAGUGUUUCAUGUUGAAACUCGUCUCUUGAUUUCGUUGAGAUAAAGGAAAGAAAGAAUCGAGCCACGUGUGAUUUACAUGUAGAAGGAACUCGUGCAAGUGUGCCUUUGAGUUUUUGUUAUCCCAAGUUAUUAUUUUUAUUAUUACUCUUAGUCUGCUUUUAGCAGUUAUAUUUCCAAUUUUUUAUUUUAAAUCCUCGACAUGGAAAUGGAUCUACUUUGUUGCGAAAAUUCCGAGACUGAGUGCAGGGCAUACCCGGAUCCGGCACUUCUCGAAGACGAUCGAGUUUUGAAAAAUCUUCUCAAGUCCGAGGAGAGAUUUGCACCCCGGAGUUCUUAUUUCCAAUGCGUGCAGACAGACAUCUCGCCGGUCAUGCGCAAGAUCGUCGCCGAGUGGAUGUUGGAGGUGUGUGAGGAUCAAAAAUGUCAAGAGGAGGUUUUUCCAUUGUCGAUGAAUUACGUCGACAGGUUUCUUUCUAUCUGUCCAAUCAGAAAGUCACAGCUCCAGCUGCUGGGAACGGCUUGCCUUCUUUUGGCCUCGAAAUUAAGGGAACCCAGGCCUCUAUCGGCCGAGGUGCUCGUCUUUUACACCGACAAUUCCAUCAGUCUCGAUGACCUCUGGAGGUGGGAGCAGCUGGUGGUUUCAAAACUGAAGUGGGAAUUAUCGGCAGUGACACCGGGUGACUUUCUUCUUCACAUUCUUAGGCGCUUGCCGGUCGAUCAUCAAGUAUGGGACACCACGAUGAUCUUGAGGCAUGCCCAGACAUUCAUUGCACUUAGCGUUAGGGAAUUCAAAUUUUUGAUGUACACUCCGAGUAUAAUUGCCGCUGCCAGUAUCGCUGCCGCUCUUCACGGUCUCGAUUGGACGCGAAAAAGUGGUUUUGGACUCUCCUACCUCCUGGAUGAACUUACCCGCAUAACCGCUAUCGAACGAGAUUAUCUCCAAGGAUGUCUGGGUCAGAUCGAGGAAAUGGUCACAGAAGCGAGGGGCGGCAACGCUCACCAGGUGUCUGCAGCAGCAUCACAAUCCUCAGGCUCCAUGGCGUCACAACAAAGGCCUUUGGGGGACCAGACCUCUAGUCAGGACAAGAUUUUGGAGCACGAGAAAGCUGGCACGCCAACAGACGUUCGAGAUGUUCACUUCUAAGACUCGAAACAAAAAUCUUGUCCUGGCAGGGACUUUUCUUCAAAUUUAUUCCCAUCGGGGGAGAUUGUGAAAAAAUUGCGAAAGAGAUUGAAGCCGAGGGUGGUGUGAAUCACAAUCGAAAAUUUAGUGCACACAAAAGCAACGCCUUCUGGAUCGUGAUUGGUUCGUGGUGGUUUCAAACUUUUCUCAAAGAAAAGUUUCUCAAUUUCGAAGAUUCCCAACAAAUCGACGGCCGUAAGAUUUUUUUUAAAUUGUCGUCGGAAUGAAACUAAAACCAAAAAAAAAAGAAAAAAAACAUUUUGCGAGGCAAUUUUCUUUGUUGAAAUGAAAAAUCGAUCAUGUGGGAGGCGUUCUGGGGGAAGGCAAUGCAAUACGCUUUACACAUUAAUUAAUUAAGUAUACUUAAUUUUUAGCCGACGAUUAUUAUUAUCUGUAUCACGGUCAAACUAACGAGAAAGCGAAAAAGAAAAAAAAAUCAUUAAUAAUCGAGAAAGCGAAAAAGAAAAAAAAAUUCAUUAAUAGUCGACAUAUCGAGUCAUUUAGCGCGUGUAUAUAUAAAAAAUAUUAGGUAGGCAGGAAGCAACGAAUUGAUAAGUUUAUCAGCAUUGUAUUUGAUACUAUUGUUUAUCUGCGUAAACCUUUUCUUUUUGUCCGCUGAUAUUGAAUUUUAAUCCCGGAAAUUUAAAAGCUGAAACUGCAAAUUCAAAAAUUGAAUUUUCAUCUCUCAGGAUUUUUUCAAUAUUUUUAAGUGUAGCUGUAAAUCCGAUAAUUUGGCUUUCUAAUUUCGAAAUUUGAAUAAGCCGAAGCGCAACAACGAAUGUAUUAAUGUGUGAGUGAAGAGAUCCAUUACCAAAUCAAAGAUAUUUCCAGUCUAUUCAGUUUUAUUUCAAAAGUAUUCCGCCUUUUAUUUUCUCUUCUCGAAACAUGUUCAUUUUUGCUUUUAUACUUGUAAAACGAGUUGAACGAAGCUUGUGGAAAAUUUCCUCAAUAAAUUCUACUUUCCAUAUUACAUUCAAUUAAUAAGACUCUUUACUGUAAAAUAGCAAUCGUAUAUAAUAUAUAAAUAAAUAUAUAUAUAUAGAAAAACAAAGGAGAAAAAGAAAAAAAAAUUGUUUGCAAACGAAACGCAGAAAAUUUUUGUAAAUACACGUCAAAUUGUAAGAAUGUAACUGUAAGAAUUAAUAUAUAAGUAAAUCUACACUUGUAAAAAAAGGAAUGCGAUUGAGAUAGCAUAUUGCGUGAGUGAGAACAAUUUUUGAGCGUUGUUUUUUUUUAAGUAUGUAAAAAGAAACCCUCACGGGAACCGGAGUGCGAGAAACAAAAAAUAUUUCUUAGUACUUAAUUGAGAAAAUGACCAACAUUUUUUCCUAAUUUUAAGCAUCGAAUGGCGUAGAUUUUUAAGCAAAAGAGCAAUUUUUUUUCGUUCUUUGUGCUCUUCUCCGAUGCGCAAGCAGCAAUUCAUAGUCAAGUCUUAGCAGCGCAGGAACCACAAUAGACUGGUUAGCAAUUAAAUUUACACGCUCGAGUUGUUUUUCAAUUUGUAUGUUUACAAAAAAUUAUUUUUAUUUUUAAAAAAAUAUUUUCUUAUGCAAAAUUAUUUUCUCAUUAAAAAAAAGUUCCAAAAAAGAAAAAAUUACAUUUAAAAAAAAUGAAAAAAAAACUUACAAUAAACUGAUGACUCAAAAAAGAAUAGACAUCAAUAAAUUGUAAAAUGUAAUGUAACCUUAGAAACAAAAAUACCUAGUUUCAUAGUAAAAACCAAGUUUCGAUGAAAAGUAUUUUUUUAAAAUUAUGAUUUCUCCUUAAAAAACGAAUUUUCAUUUUCAAAAAAUGAAAAUAGUAAUUUAUUUUUUAUUUGUCAAAUAUGUAAACAGUUGAAAACUGUUCAUUAUUGACCUUAUUUAUAAAACCAAUAAAUUACAUCGAAAAAUACUAUAAAAGAUUUUUCAUCUGAAUAAAAAAGACAGCAACUCGAGUUUCAGUAAGGCGUUGCGCUCGCGAACACAACAAUUCUGUGCAAUGAUUUUUGUUUUUUAAUUCACCAAAGUGUUAGAGAUUUUCGACUUUUUUUGUCAAAUAUUCCGAAAGAUGAUGAUUGGCUUUUUUCGGCUAUUACGUAGCGAGCACGACGCCACGAUAAAAACUAGUUAGUUCAUAAUUUUACUGUCAACCAAAUUGUAGUACAAUGAAUAGGAAUGAAAUAAUAUAAAAUAUCUCGAGCACCGAGAUCGCCGUUAAAUAUGUAUGCUCUUUUGAAUGGAUGAAAAAAGAAAAAAAAAAUGAUAAAAAAAAGAUGCAGCGCGUCACAUCGCAGUUCAUUGUUCUAAAAAAUAAAAAUUCGAGGUGUAUGAUUGUACUAAACUCGAUUUAUUUUCGGCAAUAAUUCCAAUAAUCGAAUCGUGUCGCAGUUUGAAAAUCGGGACUUUGGGUGGUUUUCGAUCAUCUGAUUCACGUCUAUUGAAAUUGAAACGACGUUGAUUAAGUAUUGAUGAAAAUUGAAACGCGAUUUUUCAAGAUCUAGUCAUUUAAUUUCUCACUCAUUCUUCUAAUGUAUUUCCCCUUCUCGCCCGUUGAAAAAAUUCUAUCCCACGCGUCAAGUGCCGACAUUUAAUAACAGCGACACGAUUCUCGAAACUGCGAUUACCACUUUUGCUCGUCUGCAAAACACUUGUAAUUUGUUAUUUUGUAUUCUCAUUGCAUGGAAGUCAGUGUUUUGGAGAAGAGCUCGAGUUCUUAAAAUUAACUAGAUAAAUCCAAAAAGGUCAAAGUUCAGUUCCAAUUUUAGUUUUUUUUUUUAAAUUUUAAAGUUAAGAGUACGCGCAGAUCGAAUAUUUGUGUAAAGUGAGUUCUUUUAGUUUACAACGCAAGAAGUAAAAUUCAACCGCUUACCUCAGAUCAAAGGCGUCUUAUAAACUGUUUGAUAAAGUUUAUAAAGAGAGCAUUUGAAGUAAUUCGAGCCCGAGACCAAGUAAUUACGUUGCAUGGUCUCGGGAUUAUGAAGUAAUGAUUUAAACUAAGUGGAGAAAUCAGAACGAAAACGUUUCUUUACGUUUUUGUUGUUGUAGCUACUUUUAACUAGCCCACAGAAAUCGUUUUAAAUUUAACACAUUCUAGCGUAUCUUUUAAAGUUAAUUCGCCACUAUGUAAAUGCCUGACAUGUUGUACAUAUCUUGUGCGUCAUAAAGGCGCACAGUCGAUUCAAAAUAAAGUAUUCAUAUUUUAUACAAAA
Messenger RNA from Leptopilina heterotoma, 4592 nucleotides. RefSeq names its product G1/S-specific cyclin-D2 (gene CycD). Gene Ontology annotation, biological process: mitotic cell cycle phase transition; regulation of cyclin-dependent protein serine/threonine kinase activity; positive regulation of G1/S transition of mitotic cell cycle. The transcript is spliced from 5 exons. Gene Ontology annotation, cellular component: cytoplasm; nucleus; cyclin-dependent protein kinase holoenzyme complex. Bases 419 to 1363 code for a protein of 314 amino acids. Gene Ontology annotation, molecular function: cyclin-dependent protein serine/threonine kinase regulator activity. Lineage: Eukaryota; Metazoa; Arthropoda; Insecta; Hymenoptera; Figitidae. The record is from RefSeq and is a predicted model, not a curated record.